AUGACCACAAAAAUUCAAAUAAUACCCGAUAACCGGCAAGGUCAACUCAACACAGUUUUUCUGGCUACCGUUCCUGGUGUACUCAAAAUCGCCGAAAUCCUGCUGUCAUUCAUAUCGUUCAUACUCGCAAUAUGCGCAGAUCGUAAUUCAACUACAGCCGCUUGGACGGAACAUAUUUCCUUCGAGACGUGCAUUGUUGUGAGCGCUCUUUUGCUCGGCUACGUUUGCUUCCCUCACUUGACUAUUCGAGAUGAACAGACUCGAGAAGGACUCAUUGUUGUG
Anisakis simplex (herring worm) is the source of this 282-nucleotide messenger RNA. NCBI's taxonomy places the organism in Eukaryota, Metazoa, Nematoda, Chromadorea, Rhabditida, Anisakidae. The record is from the annotation of a GenBank genome assembly.